CACUCUUGCAAUCGUCUCCGUCACUCUGCCCUUCCGAUCUCAAGGACUCUUAUUGUGCUCAUCAGUCGUUGAUGAUACGGUAAUUGGGACCAUACAUCAUCGCAAUGCCCGGAAUGCCGUCCAAGGCGCCUGCACCCGAAGAGGUCAAGCAGGGCUUUCUCCAAUACGCUUCGGCAUGGGGUGAACACUCUCUUCCUCCAACCUUGACAGCAACGCUCAUCGCUGGCCAACAUUUGCGCCCAUUCCAAACGAUCCCCAUGCUCUUCCCUCCCAUCCUCCUCUUCAGCAGCUACCUCAACCUCCAAGGCUUCCAAAAGGACGCCGCAGGCAUCACAUCGGCCUGGAGUGCAGCCUACUUGGUGCUGGCGAGGCGGCGGAAACAAGCCUUCAAGCAGAAAUGGAGUGCACCGGGCUUGCUCCGUGGCGCAACACUGGCAUUGUGCUUGAUGAAUGUCGUCAGUGGAGGGUUGGUCUUUGCCUUUAGCAAGAGAAAGGAGAGCGACGGGGAGGCAACAUAAGGAGGAAAGGAGGCGUUAUGGAAGGUUUGCGAAUCACGACAUAUGGGUCUAUACAAGGAUGGUGAAUCUGGCCAUCAAUUGCACCCUGAUUGAAAGGCUGCAUUGACUCGGCCAAAAAGCAUCUCCCAUCCGCGCUGCCAGCUCGUCUGCCACUUGAAAGCGAUGUGCGACGCCCAGCCUCCCCUAUCCCGCCGAGACGAGUCCGUGUAGCGAUGCUCAAAGACGAAAGCUGUAUGACGGAUCUCCAGCCGAAGAAAUAAGCCUCGCAGCGAUGAGCGCCUUUCAUUUCUUUGCAGACACCUCUUCGUUAAUGAACA
Messenger RNA from Neohortaea acidophila, 835 nucleotides. RefSeq lists its product as uncharacterized. The coding region runs from base 105 to 518 and encodes 137 amino acids. The transcript is spliced from 2 exons. Lineage: Eukaryota; Fungi; Ascomycota; Dothideomycetes; Mycosphaerellales; Teratosphaeriaceae. The record is from RefSeq and is a predicted model, not a curated record.